UUUAAAAUGGCGAGCGAAAUUUUCGAAGGCGAAAGUUUGAGCCUAGAACUAACUAGUUUUCUGGACAAAAAUGUUGGAACCGAGAAAUCGUCGGCAGCUUCUAUUAAAUCUCUUCUUCAAGAUGUUUUAAAGAAGAAGAAAUGUUUGGAAACGGAGUUGCAAGAGGCCCGGAGUAGAACACCAGAUAAGAUUCAGGAUGUACUUGACAAAGGUUGUUCAGCAGUUAAUGAAAUAAAAAAUCUUCAGCAACAACAUGAACAGCUUACAUCUAGAGUUGACAGCCAUCUCAAGAAACUUCACCCCCUUGCAGAGCAUUUGUCCAGUUUAGUGAGUCAAAUUGCAGAGGUUGAGAGAUUCCGAGCAUACGUGAGUUGGAUACAAAAGAUUGAAUCUGUCAGUUGUCGGAUUCAUCAGUUUGUUGAAGCUGGGCAGUUGAACUGGGCAGUGGAACAGUUGUCAGUGCUGUCUGAGCUUGCACAGUUACUCAGUGAAUCAGCCUGCUGUAAUUUGACCAAGUUUGUGAAGGAAAUGCAGUUACAUUGGCGAAACAUUCUUCUUAAUAAGCUAGCAAGUGAAUUUGAUGAAAUCAUGAAAGCUCUGAAAUGGCCUUUUACUGCUCUCUCUACUGCACCUCCAUUAUCUACAACAUCUGAUGAUUACAGCAGACUAGAAACUGUGUUCAUACUUUUGCUCAAAUUACAAAAGUUUAAAGAAAUAUCUACAGGAAAUACUUCUCUUGAUGAAAACAAAAGUGAAAUACUUCUGCCACUUGACUGGCUUUUAAAGCCCUUUAGAAAGAGAUUUCGCUUUCACUUUUAUGGGAAUAAACAAACAAACAACCCUCAAAAGCCUGAAUGGUAUUUUACACAAGUUUUAAAUUGGAUAAAGAACCAUAGUGACUUUUUAGAACACACAAUUCAACCCAUUCUUCAAAGGACAGAAUAUGAUUUUGUUUGUGCCAAGACUGAGUUUAUAUCUGGGCUAUUAAAAGUUGUAGUGGAGAAGUUGGAGCACAGCAUCCCAUUUAUAAUCGAUGAUGAUGGCUCUUUUUCUCACUUUGUGGAUGAAUUGUUAUUAUUCAACAAAGAACUUCAUGUGGCUCACAAUUACAGCUCUACUGAGUAUGUCUGUUUGCAUGUCCUCACCACAGAAGCUUGCUUGCAGAGAUGGGUACAUUUAGAAAGAAGCUAUGCUGAGUCAAACAUGAAUUCAAUUCUGUCCUCCUCGUCAGCAUGGACACCCAAAUAUAAAGAGGUUGGUGAUGUAGAUGACACACGGACCCCUGAGUGUGCAGAAGGGUUCAUCACCCUUCUCUCUGUUAUAACAGAUCGAUAUAGAAAUUUACCAAAUGUGAAACAUCAGGAGCGGUUUCUAGAAGUCCAGCUGUUUCUUCUAGAAAGUUUUAUCUCCAGGUUGAAGCUGGAGGCAGGAGAAACAUCAUCUGCACCUGCUGGACUGCAUUACUGUUCAGUUCUCAAUACUGCUAAUUAUGUUAACCUGAUACUUCAAGAGUGGAGUGAGCAAAUGCUUUUCCUCAAACUCUGUGAACAUCGCAAUCAAUCUAAUGGCUAUGUAAAGUCUGGUGAUAGUUUAGGCAUGGAAAACCAUGAGGAAGACACUGAAGUCUUUCAAGAACGAGGGAUUCUUUCAAUGAGAAGUGUAUUUGAAGAAGUGACACAAUCUUUACUAGAUUUACAGGAACAUAUGAUCAGUGAUCUUGUAAAGCAUGUUGUACAAGGAUUUAGGAUGCUGAGUAAACCUUACAAAAAAGAAAAAUGGCACACAUUUCCAUCUCCAAAGGAUGUUAUUCUUCUCACCCUGUCCUCCUCGGCAUGUGAGAUGUUAUUGUUCUUAAAAGGAAGGUUUCAAAUUCUGCGGGAACAGCUUGCAAGCACUAUUUUCAGUGUGAUAUGGAAAAAUCUUGCAAAGGCUCUUAACAAGUUUAUAUACAAUGAGAUUAUCCUAGAGUGUCAUUUCAAUGAAGGAGGUGCAGCACAGCUACAGUUUGACUUGACAAAAAAUCUUUUCACAUUAUUUUUGGAAUACACACAGAAACCAGAGAAUUUCUUUAAAGAGUAAGUUUCAAAAACAUGACCUACAUUGUUGAAUUAAUGACAGUGAGCAAGUGCUUGCAAUUAAAACAAAUAAAUUCAGUAUUGAGUAAAUGCUAGGGUUGACAAGUAUGUGGAUACAUUAGGGGAUUUGAAAAGGCAGCUUAUGGUUCCCAGGAACUAGUCUACCAAAGAGUAGCUUGUUUUUACAAAAUACCAUAUUCUUCUAGGGAUCAAGAACUCAUUGCCGUGCAGCAAGGUCUUAAUGUUGGAAUAAACUUUCUACUUUUUGAACAAUAAUCAUUGGAUUUUAAAAAUUGUCAGCUUGCUAUUAUUUGAAUCAGUACUGGGAAAAUAGAAGCAUCAGGCUCAUGGUUUAAAAAGGAACUCAAAGAAUUACAUGAUAGAUAAUUUUUGCAAUUUGUUAACUUUUAAAUCCUAACUUUGACCGCAGCAUUUUUGUUACAGUAAUACUGGUCAAUCAGUUAUGAGGAUCAUGAGAUUAAAGGAAAUAAUCACCAACCAAUGAAAGUUUAAUGAAAGUUUAAUGAUAUAUUACAAUAUUACAAAAAAU
Molecule: messenger RNA, 2625 nt
Organism: Stylophora pistillata
Lineage: Eukaryota; Metazoa; Cnidaria; Anthozoa; Scleractinia; Pocilloporidae
Product: RAD50-interacting protein 1
Biological process (GO): retrograde vesicle-mediated transport, Golgi to endoplasmic reticulum; regulation of ER to Golgi vesicle-mediated transport; endoplasmic reticulum to Golgi vesicle-mediated transport
Cellular component (GO): Dsl1/NZR complex
Source: RefSeq, a predicted model, not a curated record